Molecule: messenger RNA, 913 nt
Organism: Nanorana parkeri
Lineage: Eukaryota; Metazoa; Chordata; Amphibia; Anura; Dicroglossidae
Gene: DDIT4
Product: DNA damage inducible transcript 4
Exons: 3
Coding region: 208-870 (220 amino acids)
Biological process (GO): apoptotic process; negative regulation of TOR signaling; response to hypoxia
Cellular component (GO): cytoplasm
Molecular function (GO): 14-3-3 protein binding
Source: RefSeq, a predicted model, not a curated record
GCUACAGAACGAUGCCAGUGCCAGGGAUGGUAACUCGCACGCGUGCGCUCAGCAGUGGGGUGGGUACACAGCUGCAGGCGCACGGUUUAAGCACUUAAUACAAACUCGCUGCCCGACUAUCAAGUUUUAACCAUUGUCCCUCCUCUGCAGUCUAAACCUUACAGCACUUGAUUUCUAGUUUUGCACAAGCCCUUGACAUCGACAGACAUGCCUGCCCGGGGUGGUAUGUUCUACACUGUGGCUUUCUCUCUGCCCCCUCCGAUUAUUGAAGAGGAGCCCAAAGCCGUGUGGGAUGAGAAGUGUACGGACUUGUCUGAACGGUGUUCCAGCCUACCAAACUCGGACUGUGAAUCCCUCGCCAGUAAUAACUCCUUCUCUGCAUGCGAUUUCGAUGAAUCUGAUAACAUCUCUAUACCAGAUUCAGACCUCCUCAGUGACCCUGAAGGGGAGCAGCUUUGUCCGAGUCUUCUGAAGAUGAUAAAACGCAGCUUGAACAAAGCCAACAUUGACUCAUUGAGAUGCUCCAAACUGCUCGCUCCCGAUGACCUUCUCUUCAACUUGGGCCAAGAACUGAUGCACCUGGCCUAUAGCGAGCCUUGUGGACUGAGGGGUGCACUUAUUGACCUGUGCGUGGAAAACGGCAAGACCUGCCACACCGUGGCACAGCUAGAAGUCGACACCUAUGUAGUCCCUACGUUCCAACUGACCGUUCUCUUCAAAUUGGACUCUCGCUUGUGGCCGAGAAUUCAGGGACUCUUUAGCACUAAACCAGUCCCGGGGUCUGGACAGUCUCUGAAACUUAGCCCGGGGUUCAAAGUCCUGAAGAAGAAACUGUAUAGUUCUGAAGAACUUAUCGUUGAAGAAUGCUGAGCGUUGAUGAAAUGAAAAGACUUGAAUAUGCCUGUUAUGUGGG